ACGAUAGACGUCGCUGAACAUGUACUGUACCGAAGGUGGAAAAAAAAUGGAAAAUGAAAAACUAGUAAACGGAUAAAAGAAGCCGGGAAAAGGCGGAAGAGCCUGGGAGAAAAAUCAGUUCCGAACUCCGAGCUUUAUGAAACAGAGAGUGCUCAUGAGGUGCUCGGGAUAACAAGAUGACAAUUCUACUUCAACCUUGUAAGUCCCUUUCUUCCCCGAACUAUAGUUUACCGGUAAACAGUUUCACGGCUGUAUGCAACACUGUCCAAAACAAAGCAUAUCCAAGCAUACCGAAAUGGCCAGCUCUAAAACCAUCCAAAUUUCACUCCUUUUCCACUUUAGGGCCCCUUCAAAAUCUGGGAUUUACUAAUCAUUCUCCAAGCCGGAGAGGUACCCGUGUUGCUUUUUGUUCUAGGAAUGAGGUUUUUGAUGGUUUUUCAAGUACCCAGGUACCCCAAAAGCCCGAGAGUAAAGAUGGUAAAGGGAAUGAAGAGCUUGAAUUGCUAAAUAAGCCUUCCCCAAUACCUAUAGAUAAUGGGGUUUCCUCUGAAUUAGACAAGGAAUGUGAAAAACCUGGUAAAGAGGAGGCCUUAGAGCCUUUUUUGAAGUUUUUCAAGGGAAGAGAUGAUGAGGCUGAAGUGAAAGAAGAGGCAGGUGUGUUAGAGGAGAAAUUUGAUGUGGAUGAUAAAUAUGAGGAGGCUAAUAAGGUCGGGGUUGAGUACUAUGAGCCCAAACCCGGUGAUUUUGUUGUGGGGGUGGUAGUUUCUGGUAAUGAGAAUAAGCUUGAUUUGAAUGUGGGAGCAGACUUGCUGGGUACAAUGUUGACAAAGGAGGUGCUCCCCUUGUAUGACAAGGAGAUGGAAUACUUGUUAUGUGAUAUGGAUAGGGAUGCCAAUGAGUUUAUGGUUCGCGGGAAGAUGGGCAUUGUGAAGAAUAAUGAAGCAUUGGGCAGGGGAUCAGCGCCGGGAAGACCUGUUGUGGAGACUGGAACUGUUUUAUUUGCAGAGGUUCUUGGGAGAACUCUUAGUGGUAGGCCAUUGCUUUCAACUAGACGAUUCUUCCGGCGGAUUUCUUGGCACCGAGUGAGGCAGAUAAAACAACUCAAUGAACCUAUCGAGGUGAAAAUAACAGAGUGGAAUACGGGGGGCCUUCUUACAAGAAUUGAGGGAUUACGAGCUUUUCUUCCCAAAGCUGAGUUAUUGAAUAGAGUUAACAACUUCUCUGAGUUGAAAGAAAAUGUUGGACGGCAGAUAUAUGUGCAGAUUACUCGUAUAGAUGAGACUAAAAAUGACCUAAUAUUGAGUGAGAGGGAAGCUUGGGAAAAAUUAUACCUUAGUGAGGGAACGCUUUUAGAAGGAACUGUUAAAAAAAUCUUCCCGUAUGGAGCUCAAAUAAGGAUAGGCGAAACUAACAGAAGUGGGUUACUGCAUAUUUCAAACAUCACCCGUGGUCGAAUUACUUCUGUCAGCGACUUACUUGCAGUUGAUGAGAAGGUUAAAGUUCUUGUUGCAAAGUCGAUGUUUCCUGACAAAAUAUCUCUAAGUAUUGCUGACCUUGAAAGUGAGCCCGGGCUUUUUGUAUCAAACAAGGAGAAAGUAUUUGCUGAAGCUGCAGUGAUGGCAAAGAAGUAUAGGGAAAAGCUACCUGCCGGUUUAGCCCCUUAUAAGUCAGAACUUUCUCCAACCAAUGCUUUACCAUUUGACAAUGAAGCAAGUAUGUAUGCAAAUUGGAAGUGGUUCAAGUUUGAAAGAGAAGAUAAUCCAGCUCCUUAAGGUUUCCAUGCGACAUGAUCAAAUUGUAAAAGGCCGUGGGCUUGACAUGACACCUAGCUACACUCCCCACCGUGAAACGUGAAAAAAGGGAAUAACUUUCAAUUGGUCAUUUUCUCCUUUUGGGUUCACAACAUCAGGUCAUUUGGCAGGUAUGCAAUUAGACCACAAGCCAUGUGAAAUCUUGGGAUGUUCUGAGUGUCAAAUUGGUUUUUCCUCCUAUUAAUCCCUACAAAUGUGUAAUAUGAUGUGUUAAAAUAUACUCUCAACUGCAUGUUGUACCAAACUUUCUGGUUACUGUUGUUUUUGUUUUCCCAAUGGAAAUGAAUGAUUCAUCCUCUUUUGAUUCA
This is a messenger RNA of Juglans regia (Persian walnut), 2119 nucleotides long. RefSeq names its product protein PIGMENT DEFECTIVE 338, chloroplastic. NCBI's taxonomy places the organism in Eukaryota, Viridiplantae, Streptophyta, Magnoliopsida, Fagales, Juglandaceae. The record is from RefSeq and is a predicted model, not a curated record. The transcript has 8 exons. Bases 177 to 1772 code for a protein of 531 amino acids. Gene Ontology annotation, molecular function: RNA binding. Gene Ontology annotation, biological process: RNA stabilization.